AGUGCACUCUUAUUGGUGCCGCAAUGCUCGAAUGACGGCUUAAUUGACAUUUACUUGUCCGUUUACUUGUUGGUGAGACAAGUGUAUUCUAUGUUUGGAGAUCGUCAGGUGUCUGUCAUUAGUCCAGCCACUCGGGAUAAGGAGGUCUUCAGAUGGAUCCCUUGCAGGGUACUUUAAUUUUCCAUUCAUAUCAUGAGUUAUCUUAAUCCGAUUCCAAUAUAUUUCCUUAUCUAGCCUGGGGAAGUCAAAGAUGAGAACUCGGAAAUUGUUGACGUUAUUAGUUGGGUAGUCUCUGAUGUCAGAGAAAUGUCCGAAAAUCCAACAUUAGUUGAGCUUCUCAAAGAAACGGACAGGAGUUCAUAUGACGAUGUAUCGAAACUUUGUGAUGUGUACAAUAAAGCUAUCAUAGACCUUUGGGACAUGUGGAUUGAGGAAAAUACUGUUCCUGAAUUUUUUAACCGAAAGGCUUCCCGUGAUCAUGUUCAGUUCAUUCUUCUUCAAUGUUACAAUCGAGCUGUAUCAGAUCCAGAAAAGCUGAAUCAGUAUCCACCUUUUUCGCCUCAAGUGUAUGGGGAGACAUCUUUUGAACUUAUUUCACAGAUGAUUGACACAAUCGCAGUCACUAGUGACGACGUAUUUAUCGAUCUUGGGAGUGGUGUUGGUCAGGUUGUCCUUCAAGUAUGUGCAUCUACUGAUGCGAAAUUUUGUUACGGGAUUGAAAAAGCUGAAUAUCCCGCCCAUUGUGCCUCGCGUCUUGACUCAGCUUUCCGUCACUGGAUGAGUUUUUACGGAAAAUCUUAUCGACCCUACACGGUAACUAAAUUUUAUGCAUGGUGUUUUGCUUUAAUCUCCCCAAAAAUUCUUAAAAAAACUUCCCUUGAAAAUCUAUGACAUUAUCAAUGUUUUCAAUUGCUUCAUUACCUCAAUUGAAGACCAGAAAAGUGGUUUUUGACCUUGUGCACACAGGGUAAUACACGUUGUUCUUACGCGUUUAUUUUGUUAUCUUGUUCUCAGUUGGAACGCGGGGAUUUUCUAUCAGCGGAGUAUCAGGAGAAAAUAACAAAUGCUGGCAUCCUUUUUGCAAACAACUUUGCCUUUGGUCCAGAGGUGGAUCACCAACUAAAGCAAAGGUUUGCUAACCUUAAAGAAGGUGCUCGGAUAAUUUCUUCAAAGGCUUUCUGUCCUUUGAAUUUCCGAAUCACUGAUAGGAAUCUCGGAGGUAUGGUUUAUUUUGUGGUUUUUUCACACAUUCUGUGGGAUUUUCGGAUGAUUUUUAUUGUAUACUGGUAAACAUUACUUAUAGACUAGUCUGUAACGUCAUACUCUCGAAAUGGUUUAGUUUAUACGAAAAGUAAAUCCUAAUUAAGGGGGACAUGUCCAUAAUUUUUAAUAUGUCUCUGGUUCAAAUAGCCGAUAUAGGUUUUCGUGAUUUGUUAUUCUUGAUAUUUUCUGCAAGGUUUAUACAGCAUAAAAGACUCGUCAUGUUUUUCUUAAGCUAACCAUUUCUACUUACCCUAAGGAUGAAAUUCUUUUGUUUGUAGUGGGUUAUAGUUGUUUACAAGUUAGUAAUGUAUUUAUCAACAUUAAAAUCAGAUAUACUAUUGGCGGAAAAACAGCUUUAUGGUAUUACUGUAUAAAAUAGGAUGUAGAUUUUUCAUUGGAGACGCUGUGUAAACUGAUAUAUAUAUACUGUCGACUUGUCUCAAUUAGAUGAUUUCAAAUGCAUGUGCCUAUCUAAAUUUUUAAUAGCUUCAAGUGAUUCAAUUAUGUGACUUCAUUGUCAUCAGUGAAGUAAAUAUAGGGAAAAUCGAAGCUGAAAAAUAUGAUGGUCUAGAUGAAAAAAAGGAGCAGACGACAUCGAAUGGGUCAGCUACAGCAUUGGUAGAUAGUUUUCAAUGAACGGUGUUACAUUUAUUCUCGAAUGCUUAGCGAAACACCUAGAUAUACAUUUUUUUGUCGAAGUGUUUCAGAAAUACGUGGAAAUAAUAUGGGGUGUUAAGAGUGCUAAGACUAGUCCUGAUCUCUAGAACAUAUAAUCAUAACCCGUCUUUAUGGAUUCGCAUCCGUAAGUCAAUCUUUUCGUUUUCCACAUAAAACUCAUUUAGUUAAUCAUAAGCAAAAUAGAGCUUCACACUAGACUAAUCGACUAAUUUAUAUAAUAUCAAUCUAUGUGGUGUAUUAAUUGUUGAAUUAUAGACUAUUAGUUAUCUUUACCGGUUUCGAGAAAUGGUUUAUUCGCUUAACUGUUUAAACUACUUACUUAACUUGGACGUUAUUCAAGUUCAGCUUCUUGUUCUUUGCAUCGAGCUACACUUUAGAUGUGAAAGCUAUUAAUAAUGAUAUCACGUGGUUGCUCCAAGGAAAGUAGGUGAAAAUUUCAAAUACGAAGGUCUCUUAAUGAUCGUUUGUUAUACUACCUCCAAAGUUACACCUCAAAGUUCUGUCUUUAAGAUAACACCACUGUGGUAUAUCCAAAUAGAUUUCAUACUCAACCACUGAGAUAUAUUUGGAUGCUGUUUCUGUUUAUAGGCAUUUUAUAUUCUGAUUUCUAAAGCUUACGGUCUAAUCUUGGCUUUUCUUAAGAGUGAUCUUUCCGAAACUGCAGCGUACGUGAGCCUUAGGUAAACGAUUUAGACAGUUUCUAGCUGUUGACCUAUAUUAUAUAGGGUUAUUGCUUGACAUUAGCCAGUCACAUGGAUAUCUCAUUGCUUUGUAUUUGAACUUGUGUAUAUCUAUGGCGUCUUCCUUUUCGAAAUUCCAUUUAUGGUAGCAUGUUUUCCCAAGUUCAUUACUUUUGAUCAUACUCGAAGUUAAAAAACCAAUAUAUAUAUAUGAUUUUACUAGAUAUUGGAUCGAUCAUGCGUGUGAGCUGUUUAAACCCAAUCCAAGAUGCAGUUUCAUGGACUGAUAAACCAUUUAGUUAUUAUGUUCAUACAAUUGAUCGUUCGUUGUUAGAACAAUACUUUGCUCGUUUGAAAAAUCCGAAAUCUAAAAACGAAAAUCAAAUCGUUCGUCGUGAUCGUAAGGGUCGUGUAAUUUCUGAGGCGACUAUGCAAGAAAGUUCAAUUCAGUUAACACUAAAUGCUACCGAUAACAAUCAACAUAACACAAACGGUAAUGUCAGUCAUAAAGCUAAACGGUCAUCAACUAUCAUAAAACAUUGUUCGAGUACUUCCCGAUUCUUACCAAGAAGAUCAGCAUCUCUACUUGAAGUAACCGCUAGUUCUCCUUCAGAGUUGAUCUCUGUUGAAGGAAGAAAGCUGAGUUUACAAAGUUGUUUAUCAAAAAAUGAAACUAUUAGUUGCCAAAUCACUACUGGAUCCACGGCUGUGCAUAGAAUGGAAAAGUGUGAAUCACAACAUUUACAGUCAGAACUUAAGCGUUCUCAUGUUCACCAUAAAGACAAUCAGUCAUCUGUUGAUAUUUUCACAGUAUCUAAUGAUACUAGUAAUACAGAUCUAGUUGAAUCUCAUGUUGAUACACAGCUAGCAUAUAAUGAUAAUGAAGACGGAAAACAGUUUUGUAAAGUUAUUCGUCAUUUGUUAGAUGAUCCUUGCGAAACUCACUCAUUACCUAAGUCAGAUAAUAUCAAACAGAGUGUACGUUGUAAAAGAAAAACAAUUACAAAUGAUAAAAAGUUAACACUUAAUUAUCCAAUUAUUGAUGAUUAUCCAAGUUUACAUUCAUCAUCAUCUCACGAUCAACACGAUAGUCGAAAUUCUUCGUCAUCACCGUAUGUUUCUUCAUUAUCAUCGGCUAAUCGAUCUCCGAAUUCUCAAAUCGAUGAAAUCACUCCUUCUUUGAACAGCUUGACAAAAUAUUCUGAUCUGGGAUUAAAAUCAGUUCAAUCGCCUGAUCUUUCUAUUGUCCCAGAAGAUAAACUAAUUAAGGAUCAACAUGAGGAUUCUUAUCAUAUACGUAUUAAAUUCAAAAUAUCUAAUUCAUCAAAUAGUCAAAACCAUCCAGUUAGUGUUAAAAUCAAACCUCCAUAUAAUUGUGAUAACAUGCCCAACAGAUUAAAUAGUCUUGAAAACUCCAAUGAUAGAUGCGAUACAAAUGUCAUGAAUGAGGAUCAUCCUAAUAACGUUGCUAAUCGUCGUAUAGUUCGUAAAUGUCGACAGAGGUUAAGUGAUGAUUCGUCAUCAUUAAAUGAUACAAAUUUUGAAAAUUCAAACAAUCAAACAGCAGUCUUGCGAAAACGAAUGCAAAAACACUUUAUGAAUUCGGUAAACCGUAAUAAAUCCCCGUCAGUUCAUUCUAAUUCUUGCAAAACAAAUAACAACAAUAAUAAAUUAAAGCAUACACGUAGAUAUUCACGUGACAAAGUAAGUCACAAUAUGAAUGUUUUACAUGAUUACACUGUAACACAUGUGCAAUCCCAACUAACACCAACUCAGUUUGGAUUAAACGACAAAAGAUUUCCUACAUACACAUGUCAUUACCAACCUGUGGACGUGUAUACAGAAAGCAAUACAACCCAACUGAGUGACUCAAACUUGUCUGAUCCUCAUACAGGAUAUAAUAAAUCACCGGUACCGUUCGCACUUACACAGUAUUUGGAAUUGACUAAACAAGCAUUUAUGGAUCAUUUCGCCAUGCUACAUUCCCCGGCCUACGCAUCAACAAUUCAAUCAGAACUUGAACGUGAACACAAUCGGCAAGCUGAGUUAUUAAAACACACAAAAUUUCUGGAGCAGUCUAUUGCGAAAUUGCAUUCAGAUGGGACAGAUUUAUUAAAUCGGUUCACAAAACGCCUAGGCAUACUAAUCACCACACCGGCUGCAUUUUUUUCUCAAGCUCGAAGGUUGAUCAAACAGCAUCAUGUUUUAGAGGAGAAGAUUGCUGAAUUUCGAAGGCAGAUAUCGCUACUAUCAUCUGCCAAUCAAGAAUUAGUGAGACGUCACCAUAUUGAGGCCGCACGUCUUUUAGCCACUGCAACAGCGAAUAAAUCAGAUAAUUCACUUCAAAAUCAACAUCCUACAUUGAAUAAGUUAAUCUGUUCUGGAAUUGAAACUAAAGUAACUGAAAUAAAUAAAAAUGGAUUUCAUUAUAAUUCUGACAAUAUGAUACCAACUUCCACUUGUUCUGAAUUAAAUUAUCAAAAUGCUGUUUCCUUGAACUCAGUGGUGAUACCACCACCGCCAUCGUUAACUAAACUUUCUCAUAAUACACUAACCUGUAACAAAUUCGAAAUCCCUUCAAUUGCCGGUUCAGAUAAUUUAGUAUCUGCUCAUGAGAUGAAUCAACAGCAUUCACUGAAUCCCAUAAAAUCUUCAGAUGUCAAACUUAGUACAUCAAGCGGUGCACCUUCAAUUUUGCAUAAUAAUACUGAUUUCCAUAAAUUUGCACCGGUAUUAAUAAAAACUGUGAAUACAAGUAAUCAUUCUGUAGUUCCGUUUCACACUCACAAUAAUAAAGCGGAUUGCGACCAUAAAGUUAUCACUCGUAAUAGUAAUAAUCAUAAUAAUAACAGUAAUAAUAUCAUUAAUAACGGCACUAAUCAUAGAAUUGACAAACACAUGAAUAUACCUCCUCCACCACCUUUACUCCCUAUGCACAUUCAUUCGGAUGUUUAUGUAGAUGGUGUAUUAUCAUCUGCUAAUUCUCUAUUCGAUUUCAACAAACAUAAUUAUUGUAAUAAUAAUACUACUAAUAAUAAUAUUCCUUCAUUACUCCCAGAACUGAAUAGUUCAUUUAUUACAUGUAGAACCGAUUAUGAUGUGUCACUUAUUCAAUCAAAUUAUCGUUAUCAUACCAAAUCAAUGCAUGCUUCUCUCCAAGAUUUAAUUUUAGAUGAGUUCUCGCGUGAAACACCAUGUAUUUCAGUGAGUAAUAGUUGUGCGAUUGCUAAAACUAAUAAAAACAGAAACGUUUACAGUAUAUCAGAUUCUUCAUAUAGUUAUCAGUACGAGAAUAAUCCAAAUCCCAUUUUUCAACAUCACAACCACCACAAUCAUCAUCAUAAAAGUCUUCACCCUAAUUACAUAGAUUACAGUCACCAAUUGAAUUUACCACCACGUAAACGACACUGGGAUUCAUCCAACUAUAAUUCUACUACUACUACUACUACUAAUAAUAAUAAUAAUAAUGAUAGUAAUAACAAUUAUUAUUAUUAUAGUGAAGAGUGUGAACCCCCCAAAUUGUCUCGUGAAUGUAAGAGUACAGACAUGGAGACCUCGUUGUAGCUACCGCUAAUACUGCAUAUAAUACUAACAGUUUUAACUUUUCUUAAGUAUUCAAAUGUAGAUUCGAUGUCCAUCGUCACUUUUAUUGGUUUCAAAUUAUAUUUUCACCACACUCUUUCCUUUCAUUAUUCUGUCUACUCAAAGCUGCCAAAAUUGUUUACUUGCUUUGAAACUGUGUAUUUUCUUUUUGGAAUUACUUGUUUUCUCUUCUACACUUUUGAUAAGGAAACAAAGUUACCGCAAUAACUGUUAAACUUAUUGUGCAUUGUCAUCAGUCAGUGAUUAUCUAAUCUAAUUUCAUACAUGAAUAACGCAUAUCUAUAUUUAUGUAUAUAUUUGCGUCUAUGGUUCUUUUACGCACACUUUUCAUAUGAUCAGAAAUGAAAUUCCCUAACAUUUGUUUUGUUGCAUACUUAUUUUUAAGAAAUCAUAUAAUACAUACGUUUUUUUGAAAAUCUUAAGCAAUUAUAUUUCUUUAGAUAUAUUAAGAAUUAAACUGUCCAUGCAUUGUUCACCAUAAUUGAUUCUUUAUAAUGAAAUGUUUCAAAGAAUAUGUUUGUAUGUACUUACGUAAAUAUAGCAGAUAAUCACACUGCUGUUAUCAUAACUAUACACAUUUCUGUUUUAAAUGUGUCUUUCUCAUAUCAUUACUGUUUUAAAUUUCCAUUUCAUGAAUGUGAUCGCAAGUAAAAGGAUGUUUCAGAAUGUUCAAUACAAACGUCUACAGUGUAUAGGUUGAUUGAUUGAGUGAACAUAAAUUACCAGGUUAUUUAUUAUAUUACUUUUUUUAUCUUCUAGAAUUUUUUCGAGAUUGUUAUAAGUUAUUUACUUUUCACUGAGAUAUAUUGUUUUUGCAUCUAGAUGAUACAUUUAAUGGUAGUUAUUGUUAUCUUGAUAUCUACACAGCUUAAAAAGUGUUCCUAUUGUUGUCCAUGAUAGGGAUGACCAAGGAGAUAUUCAACUUCUCAUCCAGGUUCACUAGCUCAUAUUUCUUACUACUAAUUUUUGUGUAUCAAAUAGGUUUAUCGUUGCGUGUAUUUCAAUUGCUUUGUAAAUAAGGUGUUAAGAACGGCCUUGUGAGAUUUUGUUACAAAAUAGCACUUUUAAAUUUUCAUCUUAGUAGAUAUUUCUGUAGUGAUUAUGUCUGUUGGUAUUAUUAUUAUAAUGAUGUCUAUUUGAUAUUCAAACUUUUGUAAGUUCUUGUUCUCUGCGAGUUUUUAUAUUAUCAAUGGACUAAAAGUUGAUGGGAUCAUAUGCAUGCCUGAUUUUACUCAUCAUUGAGACUGGUUCCUAUUCCUUUCGAAAUGAACGGAUACACAUUGUUUUCUGCAUCUUCAGUUUGUAAUAGACAAAAUUAGGCUUCAGUUUCCUAGCAAUUUGUACUACUACUACUUUUUAUUAUCAUCCAAUUGUGAGUAUUGAAAUUUUAUUAUGUAUUUCAAUUACGCUGAUGAACUUUAAUAGGUGCUUUCUUGUCUUACUGCCAUGUUCUUAAUAUUUUGAAGAAGGAAAUAUAAAAGCGGUUUUGUAUUUUGGUGUCUAUCUUUCUGGUUUUGCCCAUUUUCGAGUCGUCUUACUGUUGUCCUCGUUUGUGUUAUUGUAUUUCCUUCAAUAAGAACUCAUACUGUAGUGAACAAAAACACGGGUGGGGACAAUCGAAUGUAUCUGAGCAUAAAAUACAGUAAACAAAUUUACUUAGUAUUGUUUGUUUGGAUCUUCCCAUUGAUGUUUUUAGGUACAGUAAACAGCUAAUUUGCAAACUAUCAAUCAAUUGUCUCAAUCUUGAUUGUUCCUUCUGCAAAUAUCAGUUCAUGGUCUCUGAUUUCACUGUUCAUGCAUUUUCAUACCAAUCGCGUUCCGUUCCCGUACAUUCAGCGCACGACCUUUACCAUAUACUACUUAUGUGGAUAUAAG
This is a messenger RNA of Schistosoma rodhaini, 8099 nucleotides long. NCBI's taxonomy places the organism in Eukaryota, Metazoa, Platyhelminthes, Trematoda, Strigeidida, Schistosomatidae. The record is from the annotation of a GenBank genome assembly.